This is a messenger RNA of Micropterus dolomieu (smallmouth bass), 4806 nucleotides long. RefSeq names its product ubiquitin specific peptidase 28 (gene usp28). Gene Ontology annotation, cellular component: cytosol; nucleus. Gene Ontology annotation, molecular function: protein binding; cysteine-type deubiquitinase activity; cysteine-type endopeptidase activity. Gene Ontology annotation, biological process: DNA damage checkpoint signaling; protein deubiquitination; regulation of protein stability. NCBI's taxonomy places the organism in Eukaryota, Metazoa, Chordata, Actinopteri, Centrarchiformes, Centrarchidae. The record is from RefSeq and is a predicted model, not a curated record. The transcript has 26 exons. The coding region runs from base 53 to 3661 and encodes 1202 amino acids.
GGCUGAAAACAUUUGGGGAAAACAGGAAGAAAUUCAGGGUUUUUUAUCUGCAAUGAGAGGUGAACAGACUGAAAAUGGAGAUAACUCAACAAACUCGAGCGAGAUGCUGAUCAACCAGCUGAGGGAGAUCACCGGCAUCCAGGACCUACAGAUUCUCUACAGAGCCUUGAAUGCCAGUCAAGGUGACAUUGGACAUGCCGUUGGACUCCUGACAACCCAGCCUGCAGAGGUUCAGGAUCCUGGAGAACUACAGGAUUCAGGGACCUCUGGUGAGGACUGGGAAGGCCAGAAAGGACUUCCUAAAGAUGAACUGCAGACCGCCAUAGAACUCAGCCUGCAGGAGUCCCAAAAUGCCCAGGAAGAGGAGAGAGAAUUUAAUAGGGCUCUGGAGGCCAGUGCAGAGGAGAAUGCAGCAAGGAUGAAGAGGAAGAGAUGUGAAGCCCAGAGUGAGAUGUGCAGCCCUGCAGACUGGAUCCGUCAGGACGACUGGCCCGUGGGCAUUCGCAAUGUUGGAAACACCUGCUGGUUCAGUGCUGUUAUCCAGUCACUGUUCCACCUGCCUGUGUUCAGGAGGUUGGUCCUCAACUACCAUCUGUCUGAGCAAGUACUGGAGAAGUGUAAGAGCCACUCCGACAAGAGGAACAUAGCUUUCAUGCAGGAGCUUCGCUGUCUGUUUUCCCUCAUGGUGGGCUCCACUCGAAGGUUUGUGGAUCCUUCUGCUGCAGUGGAGUUACUGCGAGACGCCUUCAGGACCAAUGAGGCCCAACAGGAUGUUAGUGAGUUUUCCCACAAACUGCUUGACUGGCUAGAGGAUGCAUUUCAACUGGCUGCGAAAGAAAUUUGCGCAGAAGACAAGCAACAAAACCCCAUGGUCCAGCUUUUCUACGGUACCUUUGUGACAGAAAGAAUACACGAGGGUAAGACUUUGUGUAAUAUUGAGCAGUUUGGCCAGUACCCCCUGCAAGUGAAUGGCUUCAACAACCUGGACGAAUGCCUAGAAGGUGCUAUGGUUGAGAAGGAGAUCGAGUCACUACAUUCAGAUCACAGCAUCACGUCUGGCCGUGAGAGAUGGUUCAAAAAGUUACCACCAGUCUUGACAUUUGAACUGUCUAGAUUUGAAUUCAACACCCAGCUCGGACGUCCAGAAAAAAUACACAAAAAACUGGAGUUCCCACAAAUCAUUUAUAUGGACAGAUAUCUUCACAAAAACAUAGAGCAGGCCCACGAGAGGAGAGUAGAGGUGAAAAAACUCAAGGAACAACUUGCAGCCCUUCAACAGAAACUUGAAUGCUACAAAAACUAUGGCUCAGGACCUACUAAGUAUCCUCUGGCUGACAUGUUGCAGUUUGUGCUAGAGUUUGCUACCACCAAGCCUUCAAGUGUUUCCCCAGCUGAAGAUCUGAGACCAACAUCACCUUCACCGACACCAGCAAGCCACCCCCUCAGUGAACCCAUCUCCAAAGACAACAGUGAACCUGGAGACACAGAGUCAUCUGAGGGCCUGGUUUCCAGUGUUUCCAGUUGCCAGCGGACCCCCAUAUACAAGCCCUUCACCCAGUGCAAACUCCCAAUUGACUGCCCACCCCACCCAGCCCCCCACAGCAUUACUGAAGAAGAGUUGCACUUUGUUAAGACCUGCCUACAGCGUUGGAGGACCGAAGUAGAAAAUGACAUAAUUGAGCUAAAGGCCAGCAUUGACAGGCUCACUCAGAUGCUGGAGGGCAUGUACUCAGACAACAAUCUCUGCCAGGUACCCUACAGACUCCAUGCCGUGCUCGUCCAUGAAGGCCAGGCAUCAGCAGGUCAUUAUUGGGCCUACAUCUACGACCAUGCCAACAAGCGCUGGAUGAAGUACAAUGAUAUUAGCAUCACUGAGUCAUCAUGGGAGGAACUGGAGCGGGACUCAUUUGGGGGCUUGACCAAUGCCAGUGCCUACUGCCUGAUGUACAUUGAUGACAGGAAACCCCACCUUAUUACAGACGACACAGAUGAUGAGACAGGCCAGGUGCUGCAUGGCAUGGACUCGCUGCCACCCAUCCUCAGACGCUAUGUCCUUGAAGAUAACCGCUGGUUCCAGCAGGAGCUCAGUGAAUGGGAAGAGCAGUUCUGCCAGACUGCAACCCCACAGGGAGAGUCUACAGCCUCUGCAGAGCCCCCAAACCCCAGUCCAGACAAUAUACACCAAAUACCAGUUGAGCCAGUGCCCCAGUCAGGACCAUCCACUGAAGAGCUGGAACAGGAAGCUUCUUCAGAGCCACAACCAGACCCAGAAGCAGAGAAGGAUCUGGAGCCUGAUCCCAGAGAGAAGCCUGAAGAAGAAGCAGAGUUAACGCCACCACCACCACCACCACAGAGCCCUGGCUGCCAGCCAGAGGACACCAGUGGUGCAGUAGUCACUGACACCAUGGGGCCCAGCCAGAGUUCCAGCACAGAUGAGAAGGAGCUUCAGAGUCAGACUCCUUGCCCUGAAGCAGAGCUUAGUGAACAGGCACCAUCUGACCCCCAUGUGGAGAAGGAACACAAACAGGUGGCAGGCCUUGGCCUUCAAGCUGAAGUUGAGCCAGAGGCUUCCAGAGAAGCUCCUGACCAUGACACAAACCCGGAGGAUGAGGAGCAGCAGGAGGUCCCAGCUAGACAACGACAGACUGAGAACGAAGUUUCAGAAGUGGAGAUCCCGAACGUGGGCAGGAUCAUGGUGAGAGCUGAUGCUGAUGGAUACAACGAAGAGAUGAUGCUGACACCAGCUAUGCAGGGCGUCAUUCUAGCCAUAGCCAAGGCCAGACAAACAUUCGAUAAGGAAGGCCCUGAGGCUGGCCUCAUCAAGGCCUUCCAUGAGGAGUAUUCCCGCUUGUAUGAACUCUCCAAGGAGGAGACCACACCCCAGGAGGAUGCUCGUCUGCAGCAUUCUCUGGUCUACUUCUUCCAGAACAAGGCACCCAACCGUAUUAUUGAGAGGACGCUGCUGGAGCAGUUUACUGACCGAAACCUGAGCUUCGAUGAGAGGGCCAUCAGUAUCAUGAGGGAAGCCCGAUCCAAGCUGCGCCUCAUCAAGCCAGAGGACAUGGAUAUGGAUGAGUAUUUGCAAUGGCAUGAUGACUACAGGCUGUUCAGAACGGUUUUUGUCUACCUGCUGACCGGGCUGGAGCACUACAAGCAUGGGAAGAUGCGGGAGGCGCUGACAUACCUGGCUCAUGCAUACGAGACUAAUGCCACCCUCCUGAAGAACGGAGACAAACGUGGCAUGGACAAGUCUCUAAUUGCAGUUUACAGGAGGAAGUGCCUCACUGCACUGAAUGAAAGCGCAUCGCGGCUAUUUUGCAGUGGUGAAGAGACCAAUGUGGAGGAGGGUGUCGCCAUCAUGGACGAGGCCGUCAUCCCAUGCCUUCACCUGAUGAGCCGGGACUCUGCUUUAUCCCAGGAAGACCGGGAUGCAAUGGAGAGUAUCCGCAGCCACUGGUGCUGCUGCCUGGGCCAGGACAUGGAUGACUCAUUGCAGGUGAAGCUGGGAGAGUUUCUGCCCAGGGUUUUGGACGGUUCAGCUGAGACAGUAGUUCUUAAAGACCCACCCAAAGUCCACGUCAGUCAGGCCCAUGAUCUGUGCAGUCGUCUGGCCGCUGUCAUGGAGUCUAUCCACAACACUGCAAUAGUCAGCGUUAAGUAAAGCCCUGAACGAAACCCCAAACAACAUCUUUGAGCUGUGCGUCCUAACUGCUAGCAACUUGGCCAACUUUUUUUUUUUGCUGGUUUAACAUUGCACAUGCAUAUUAUUUUGAUGUUUUAACAUAACAAGCUGUAAUCACUUUUCAGGGGUAAAUAGAGGGUGAGGCAGGGGUAUCAAAACAUUACAACAGUAGUAAUUUUAACCCAAAAGCUGCUGGAAAACUCUCUCAAUGAUCAAAAUACAUGUAAGCCCUGCACCACCCAUCAACAUCAGCAACCCCCAGCCAGCUGACAAAAUACUAACUGUCCUUAAUAAUCCUAAAGCCCUUAAAGCAGCAGCAGGUGAAGCAAAAGGCCCAAAAGGUAGCAGUCCACUGUAUUCUCUUUGUCCCGUGACCUGCAGAACUGGCAAACCUAAUGCAGUUUUUGUUUCUUCUGGUACUAUGUAGUGACUCUGACCUUUGUCCUAAAGGUUUUAUAGAGAACUGUACCGGUUUAUAUAGCUGUUACCACCUUUUUGUCUGUGUUGCACUCGCCAGCUGAACAGUUAUUCAUGAAACCAACCUGCUGAACAAACAAGACAUCAUCAGCAGGAGAACAUGGAGGUGUUUUAUUGGCCUGGCACACUUAACUUUAAAUACUGACAACAAUUGGACUGUCACUCAACUCUGUAGGAAGUGGCUUUUGAUUGGUAGGAUUUGUUGUUGUGUUGCUAAGCUGAACGCACAUUAAGGCCUUUAAACAAGGCUAAAAAAACACUAGAUUUGUACUAGACAGUAACAAAUACUGUUUAUGAGCUUUUUAAAUAUAUGUUUUAUAUUACUUUGUAUCUUUUCAAUACAUAUUCUACAUGAAACUAGAAUGAAACAUCUGUAAACAAUAUCUAAAGUACUAGUAUGCAUAAAAAUAUUGGCGGUGCGCUCUGUACAACUCACUGCUGGGCAUCUGAACGCUCAUAUAUAGAGAUCUCAGUAGAUCUGUGGACUGGUGAGAUCUACAACUCUUCUUUAUUCAAGUUUGACAGGGCACUGUUGGACAGCACCUUGCUCAAUAGAUGUGCCUUUCCUCACCCUUUAAAGGGUUCUUCUUAAACUAUGUAAAUCCAUUGAAGGGAAAGAACAAGAUAUGAAGUACUUUUUUCUGGUG